This is a messenger RNA of Anneissia japonica, 1857 nucleotides long. Its product is annotated as gremlin-1-like. Bases 625 to 1191 code for a protein of 188 amino acids. Gene Ontology annotation, molecular function: BMP binding; receptor ligand activity. The transcript has 2 exons. NCBI's taxonomy places the organism in Eukaryota, Metazoa, Echinodermata, Crinoidea, Comatulida, Comatulidae. The record is from RefSeq and is a predicted model, not a curated record. Gene Ontology annotation, biological process: animal organ morphogenesis.
AAUUGAAUUUUAAUGACAAGGCAAUUGUAGAGAACUCCGGUGCCGCCGAAGUUAUGUUUGCAUGUGACGUUGCGUACGGCCUAAGCGGGCGCCAGACGACUUCUUGUAAGAUUGGCUCAGGAGGGCGUUAUGCCGACGGUGACGAGGGGCGGAUCCGUUUAUUUCGGAGUUAAAUUGCAAGUGACAUGCGUAAUACGAUACAUUGGACAACACCUAUUUGAUCCCGCUGUUAAACGGGGAGAGGCACGGCGCUCUGUGAUUGGUCUUUCCCAAUUUAGUGGCCAUGAUUUAAUAUCAACAGAUAUACUUUUACGCUAGAAAAGUACAGAUAUAAGGAGAGCAUCAAUAUUGUAUCUUUUAGUAUCUGUCCACGACGUGAGUUGGAAGGAUCUUGUGGGGCCACGGAGCACGAACACUUUCUGUAUAUACAGUAGCUAUAGGCCUAUAUCUAUAUUCAUAUCAAACCUUUUUUUUUGUAAGAACUUGUUGUUGGACUUCAAACAACAGUGGGUUUUUCGAGAUAUAAACUAACUUUAACACGGUUACUUUUAUACAUUGUUUGUGGAUUCCAUACAAGAAUGUUAUUCUAGAGGACUUGCAAUAACCGAGUACCCAAAAGGAGAAAUGAAUUUAUCCAGUUCACUGCUAGUCUGCAUAGUUUCGUGUGCAUUGCUAUUGUUAUCAAGUCUGACCGAGGCAGGCAAAGGAAGGAGGAAGACCAAAAAUGUUCUUUCAAUGCUUGACGAUAGCGAGCCGACUGUAAUGGACAACGUUCCAAGGCGUAACCGAGAGAACCGUCGUAACGGUGAAGGAUCGCACCGCGGAAAAUCACCGGACGAAUUACUCACGCCAUCAAGCGAAGAAGCAAUAGAAAUUACAGAAAAGCAGUAUUUACGCGGUGAUUGGUGCAAAACUCAACCCGUGAAGCAACUUAUUGAAGAAGAUGGCUGUAUCAGUCGAACCAUAACCAACCGAUUUUGUUACGGACAGUGUAACUCGUUUUACGUUCCUAAAACGGUAAAGGACCGUGAGCAGGACGCGUUCGUUUCUUGUGCGUUUUGUAAGCCAUAUAAGUACAAAAUGAUCACAGUGACAUUGCGAUGUCCAGGCAGGAACCCGAAUACAAAAAGAAAGAAGAUUAAAAAAAUCAAGCAAUGUCGUUGUAUAGCUAUCGAUGUUCCGGUUGACUGACAUUAUUGAUGUUAUCUGAACAAUUUUAAUGUUUUAUUUAUAAAUAUAUGAAUAUAUAUUCCAGUUUAAACAGAGACACGCCAGUCGUCGGUAACCCAUUCCGUUGUUUACGAACUUGAAAGAAUUUAUAUGGACAAUCAACAACAAAUUAUAGAGAAUGUAUUAGUAACUUAAAAAAUAUAAACCUUGUAAUGAUAUCAAAUUGGUAUUUAAAAAUGGUAUUAAGAAAAUAGUAUUAACAGAAUUGUAUUCAUGAAUAGACAUUUGUUCUUAGACAACGCAUCGUCAAAUUAUUUUUUUUCCUAAGAAAUAUGACUCGUGCUGGAGGCCUUAAAACAGGCAUACAGUUUUUGUAUAUUUGUAUUUACAAUGUAAGUUCCCGGCUGUAACAACACCUUGUUAUUGUAUUCCGUAAGCUUUGUAAAUACUGCAUGUAAAUAUACAAGAUAUAUAAAUGUUUGUGUGUAUAUAUAAUGUACAAAGUAUAUUGAUGACGUACGAAACAUAAUUAUAGGUAUAUAAAUAGUAAACAAUGUAAUACAUUAGAUUUGCGUUUUUUACCUAAAUUAUAUAGCAGUUACAUGUGAAUGUAUAUGAGACCAACCUUUUUUUAUUAGCAUUAUGUUUAUUAUCUGCAAAAUAUAAAAUAUAUGUAUAAAGAACGAA